Messenger RNA from Vairimorpha ceranae, 4134 nucleotides. Its product is annotated as dna-directed rna polymerase subunit alpha. The transcript has a single exon. Gene Ontology annotation, cellular component: RNA polymerase I complex. The record is from RefSeq and is a predicted model, not a curated record. Bases 1 to 4134 code for a protein of 1377 amino acids. Gene Ontology annotation, biological process: DNA-templated transcription. Lineage: Eukaryota; Fungi; Microsporidia; Nosematidae. Gene Ontology annotation, molecular function: DNA binding; DNA-directed RNA polymerase activity.
AUGUUCACAAGUUAUAUACCAGACAAAAUAUCCUUUACAUUUUAUAAAGACGAAGAAAUAAUUAAAAUGAGCGUAUUAGAAAUUACACAACCGCUUUGUUUAGACACCUUUGGCCAUCCAUUUCCUGAUGGAUUAUAUGAUGCAAGGAUGGGUCCUUUCAAUAACGAUUCACUAUGUAAGACUUGUAAUUUAUCCUAUCUAACAUGUCCAGGACAUUUUGGUUAUAUAAAGCUGUUUAAGCCCGUUUUUAAUCCUUUAUUGUUCUCUACAAUGUACUCUGUAUUGAAAAGUGCUUGUCAUAAAUGUGGAUUAUUAAAGAUAACUAAUCGCGACAGAUUAAUUUACUUUUUAAAACUUAAUUUACUGAAGCGUGGAUAUCCAAUUGACAAUCUUGAUUAUUUAUCUACAUGCAAUAAUGAAAAUGACUUAUGUAAAAAAAUAGCUGAUUUGUUACUUAAAUAUUCAGAUAAAUCUCGCGCAUCUUCAAAUUUCUUACAUCAAGAAUUUUGUAAUUUGAUAUUUAAGACUGCAUCAGCUCGUACAAAAUGUGCUCAGUGCAAAAUAUCGAGCCAAAAGUUAACUACUAGCAAAAAUCUUAAAAUUAGUUAUGUAUUGGAGAACAACUCGCAAAAAAUAUUUUUGAUUGAAGAUAUUAUUGACAUUUUUAAAAAAGUGUUUAAUAAUGAGAAAAAAUUGAUGGAAAGCAUUUUUUCUACUGCUGAUUAUAAAAUGUUUUUUUUAAUUAAUAUCUCUGUCCCGCCAGUUAAAUUUCGACCGGUAAAUUUUUUUAACGGCCGUAUGUACGAAAAUCCACAAAAUAUUCAUUAUACUCGUAUUUUAAAAAAUAAUAUAGAAUUACAAACCAAUCCCGAUUUUUGGCCAGAAUUACAGGCUGCAAUAUUAAUUUAUUUUGAUAGUUCUAAAUCUCAAUACAGUAAAGGGGAUGGGGCAGCUGCUGGUCAUAAACAAAUUUUAGAAAAAAAAGAAGGAUUGUUUAGAAGAAAUAUUAUGGGUAAAAGAGUUAAUUUUGCUGCGAGAUCUGUUAUAUCUCCAGAUCCCAAUCUUCAUACGAGAGAAAUGGGGAUUCCUAAAAUUUUUGCAGAAAAACUUACUUUUCCUGAACGAGUAAAUGCAAAUAAUUACGAUAAGCUCAGAAAAGCAGUUAUUAAUGGUAGAGAAUUUCCUGGUGCUAACGCUAUACAAACGGGCAAUAAUCUUCAAAAUCUUGAAUACAUUAGCUAUGAAAAACGUGUUGCUUUGGCCAAUCAAUUGCUGAAAGGUACAAAAACUGUAUGGAGACAUUUAAAUACAGGAGAUACAGUUUUGGUUAAUAGACAGCCUACCCUUCAUAAGCAGAGUAUAAUGGGUCAUAAAGUUAAAGUUUUAGAAGGAGAGAAGACGUUAAGAAUGCAUUACGUUAAUUGUAAGCCUUAUAAUGCGGAUUUUGAUGGGGAUGAAAUGAAUGUACAUUUACCACAAAGUUAUGUCGCAAAAUCAGAAGCGGAGUCUUUAACUCUAAAUGAUCAUAUGUAUUUAGUUCCUACAAAUGGUGAACCAAUUCGUGGAUUGACACAAGAUCAUGUCGUUGGUGCUUCAAGAUUAACUAUUAAAGAUUCUUUUUACACAAAAGAACAAUAUAUCGAUCUAUUACAAUCUGGUUUAUCUAAUAGAAGAUUAAUUUUAGACAAUCCAUGCAUUUCUCAGCCCGUUUCGCUGUAUAGCGGUAAACAAAUUGCUUCUGGCAUUUUAAAAAAUUUAAAUCUUUAUAUUUCUGUUACGAAUAAGGGAAAAAUUGGCGCAAAGACGUGGCUAGGACAUGAAGAAGAAGGUAACUCGAUAUUUUUGGAGGGAGAAAUGCUUACAGGAAUAUUAGAUAAAAAUGUUAUUGGCCCUACACAAUAUUCCCUUAUACAUGCAUGUGGUCAUUUAUAUGGAUUUUCUGUUGCCAAUGAUUUAUUGACUUAUUUUGGGCGUGUUGUAAAUCGUUAUUUAUUUAAUUUUGGAUUCACUGUGCGUAUUGAUGAUUUACUUUUAGAUUCUUUUGCAGAUUCUUCUAGAAAUGAUAUUAUAAAAGCGGGUAAUGAAAACGCUAAGAUUAAGCAGAAAAUUUAUAUGAAAGACAAUCCUGAUUAUUAUAUUAAUUCUAAUAAAACUGCACAUUUAGAUUCUAUAAUUAGAGAAGAGAUGAAUAAUGUGACUACUCAGAUUGUAAAUACAUGUGUUCCUUUGGGACAAUUAAAAAAGUUUCCUAACAAUAAUAUGGGUCUUGUUAUUAUUACUGGUGCUAAAGGAUCAAUUGUCAAUUUAAGUCAAAUUUCUGGUUCGUUAGGGCAGCAAGAGCUUGAAGGGAAAAGAGUUUCUUACAUGAUAAGUGGUAAGACAUUGCCCUGUUUUGAAAGGUUUGAAACUUCUCCAUCCGCAGGUGGAUAUGUAUUUCAGAGAUUUUUAACCGGUGUUAAUCCGUCAGAAUAUUUCUUUCAUUGUAUGGCAGGUAGAGAAGGUCUUAUUGAUACAGCAGUUAAGACCUCGAGAUCGGGAUAUUUACAAAGAUGUCUUGUUAAGCAUUUAGAAGGAUUGCGUGUUGAAUAUGAUUUAUCGGUCAGGAUGGGUACUAAAAUUAUUCAAUAUACUUAUGGAGAGGAUGGAUUAGAUUGUACGAAAUCGUCUUUCUUAAAGCAAAUUGAAUUUUUUAAAAAUAACAGUAAUAUGUUUUUCGCCGAUAAUUUUAUUAAAUUUUGUCAAGAAUUAAAAUAUACAAAUAGAGAGUGGAAAGAUCUUAUUAGUAAGGAAAGUGAUGAAAUUAAGAAGUUAUGUUUAAAACAAUAUGUUAAUGCACUUGUUGAUCCUGGAGAAGCUGUUGGUGUUAUUGCUGGACAGUCAGUUGGUGAGCCUUCUACACAAAUGACGUUAAAUACAUUUCAUUUGGCUGGUGUAGGUGCGCGAAACGUAACAUUGGGUAUUCCAAGGUUAAGGGAAAUAGUAAUGGUGGCAGCCAAGAAAAUUCAGACACCACUUAUUUACGUUCCUUUAAUUAAAGAAGUAUCCACUGAAAAAUUAGACAUUUUUGAAAAAAUAACUCUUGAUGAAUGUAUAAGCGAAAUUUUAAUCUCCGAAAAAAUGGUAUCUAAACAAGGCAGGUAUUGCAAAGAAGUAAAAGUUACUGUUAAUAUUCUUAAACACGAACAAUAUGCAGUUCCUGUUUUAGAUUCUGUCUUUUUAAUGGAGUUAGGAAAAAAAAUAAAAAAAUUAAGUAAACUGGCAGGUGGCAUCAAUAUAUUGGAAAUUAAUACUAAAGAGACAUUUAUUAAUACAAAUGAUGAUUCUGAUCAGGAUGAAGAUUCUGAAAAUGACAAUGAUAAAGAAGCAGAGAAGGUUAUUAUAGAUACCUUGAAAGCAGAAGAAGAUAUGGAAAAUAAUCAAGAAAUUGAAGAUAAUGAUGACCAAAAUGAUCAAAGAGAAGAAGAGAUACCAGAAAAUGAAGAAAUAAUUUUUAAAACAUUAAAUUUUAAAAAAGUGGCACAUAUGACAUAUCAAUUCACUUCUUUUUAUCCUGCAGAUUUCAGUUUGCUUCUUUUACCGAUUAUUGAAUCGAUAUUGCCUAAAAUAGUUGUUAAGGAACAUAAGGGUAUAUCAAAAAUUUCAUUGUCUGAUAAAAAUGUUAUAAUUGAAGGAUCUAACUUUACAAGUUUAACCACUUUAAUUGAGACAGAAGAUGGAUUUUUUGACCCUCUUGAAUAUUUUGAUAUUUACAAAUCCUCUUCUAAUGAUAUUUAUUCUAUUUGUAUGACGUUUGGAAUAGAAGCGGCCAGAGAGGCUAUUAUAGAUCAAAUAAUAGCAGUAUUUGAUGUUUAUGGAAUUGAAAUAGAUAUUCGUCAUUUAAUGCUAAUUGCUGAUUAUAUGACAAGGACAGGUGAAUAUGUUGCAUUUAAUAGAAUUGGACUUGGUUCUUGCGACAGUCCAUUGCAAAAAAUGAGUUUUGAGUCGUGUUAUGCAAACAUUAAAAAAGCAUCAGAAUUUCAUAUGACAGAUUUUUUAGAGAAUCCCUCUGCUUCGCUAACUGUUGGUGCUCCUAUUAAUGUUGGAACAACUAUUUUCGAUUUGUUAUACGAUAUGAAUUCGUAUACAGUUGAAUAA